UGGCCAUUUAGGUCUUAGUGUCACCUUUUUCAUUGACUUAUUUAUUUCUGGUCAUGAAAUAGUGCAGAAACGCGUUCUUUGUCCUGUGGGAUACUGUCUUUGUCUACAAAGCAAGGUUAGCACGAUGGCUUACUCAACAAGCAGUGCGCAGCUCUCCGAUCUAUCCAAACUGACAGAGCAUGAGAAGAACCACAUCAAGAGGGACCUGGAAAUGGGGAUUGUGAUGACUGUCUACAGGCAGAAAAUAGAAAGACUGACCGUCCAGAUAAUCAUGGAGACCAGACAGGUUGCUUGGACCAGGACAGCAGACAGAUACGAAGGAGUCUUGGAUUUAAGUGAGAUCAGAGAAGUCAGACCAGGAAGAAAUUGCAAGGAUUUUGAACGUUUUAAAGAGAAACAAAACGUGGAAGAGGAAAAGUGCUUCACCAUAUUGUAUGGAUCCCAGUUUGUGCUGAACACCUUGAGUCUGGCCGCUGAUUCUUUUGAAGAUACAAAAAAGUGGUUAUGCGGUUUAGAAAUACUGAAACAGGAGGCGUUGAAGGCACCUACACCUGCGAUUAUAGAAAGCUGGUUGAGAAAGCAGAUGUAUUCAGUAGACCAAUCCAAAAAAAGCAGCAUCACCAUGAAGGAGACCAAAGCCCUGCUGCCUCUAUUGAACUUUAAAGUGCUGAAUGCAAGGUUUCUUAAGGACAGGUUUGCGGAAAUAGGAGCACGCAAAGAUGUACUCAACUUUGAGCAGUUUUACAAGUUUUACAACAAUGUGAUGUUUGAAAAUCAGAAAGAAAUUCUGGAAGAGUUUAAGAAGGAGUCAUGUGCCUUCAUUAUGGGAAAUACAGACAAACCUGACUCUUCAACUGUCCUACUUUAUGACUUCCAGAGAUUUCUCAUCUAUCAACAGAAGGAAUCAUGGGCCAGUGAUCUGAACAUGGUCAGGGAGCUGAUGACAACUUUUAUUGAUGAUCUCAUGAGGAAGACAAACGACCCUGAAUUCAAUGCCGGCGAGUUCUUGAAUUACCUGUUCUCAAAAGAAAACUCCAUCUGGGAUGAGAAGUAUUCAGAAAUUAGUUUUCAGGACAUGAAUAACCCCUUGUCUCAUUACUGGAUCAACUCCUCUCACAACACGUACCUCACAGGAGAUCAGAUCCGCAGUGAAUCUUCUACAGAAGCCUAUAUCAGGUGUCUCAGGAUGGGGUGUCGAUGCAUAGAAUUGGAUUGUUGGGACGGUCCGCUAGAGCCUAUUAUCUACCAUGGAUGGACACGCACAACAAAGAUUAAAUUUGACGACGUAGUGAAAGCAAUCAAUGAUCAUGCAUUUGUCACGUCUGAGUUCCCAUUGAUUUUGUCUGUAGAGGAGCAUUGCUGUGUGGAACAGCAGCGCUACAUCUCCAGCAAGUUCAAAGAGGUGUUUGGGGAGCAGCUGUUGACGGAACCCAUUGAAGCUUUUGCAGAUCAGUUGCCCUCCCCCACACAGCUUAAACGGAAGAUCAUUAUCAAGCACAAGAAACUGAGUUCUGUGGAUGAAGAUAACAUCAUGGAUGAAUAUGUCAGCAGGGUGGAUCUGCGUAAAAGCACAAAGCAGGGGGAUCUGUGUAUCUGGGACCCCGUAGAUCAGAAAUGGAAUCGUCACUACUGUGUAAUUGCCGAUGACAAGCUGUUUUACGCUGAGGAGUAUGAAUCUGAGGAAGAACCGAACAAGAAUGUGAAGAAGACUGAGCAGCACUUCACAGAGAAGUGGUUCCACGGCAGGAUGAGAGAAGGCAGACAGACGGCUGAGAGGCUGCUCCAGGAGUUCUGUGCAGAGUCUGGGGGAAGGGAGGGGACCUUCUUAGUCCGGGAGAGCGACACUUUCAUGAAUGAUAAUACAUUAUCAUUUUGGAGGGCAGGAAGAGUUCAGCAUUGCCGAAUUCGCUCUACAGACGGCAACACUAAGUACUUCCUAACUGACAACCUCCACUUUGACAGUGUGUACAGUCUGAUACAACAUUACAGGGAGAAUCCGCUUCGCUGUCAGGAGUUUGACCUCCGAUUAACAGAUGCCGUCCCCAUACCUAAUCCACAUGAAUCCAAAGAAUGGUACUACAACAGCCUGAGCCGAGGAGAAGCAGAGGACAUGCUGAUGAGAAUCCCACGAGAUGGAGCUUUCUUGAUCCGAAGAAGAGAAGAACCUGACUCAUUUGCCAUUACAUUCAGAGGUGAUGGGAAAGUAAAGCACUGCAGGAUCCAGAAAGAAGGCAACGUGUUUGUUUUGGGAUCCUCGACUGAGUUUGAGAGCCUUGUGGAACUUGUAAAUUACUUCAGGAAAAAGCCCCUGUACCGUAAGAUAAAACUGCGCUACCCAGUCUCUGAGGAGCUGCUGCAUCGCUUCUCUGAGAAUAAGGAUUUUGGAGCUAUCUAUGAUGUCAAGAUGUAUGUGGAGCCUAACGAAAUAGAACCGUCAUUGCCUCAAAGCACAGUGAAAGCACUCUAUGACUAUAGACCAAAACGAGAUGAUGAGCUGAAUUUCUGUAAAGGAGCCUUUAUUCACAAUGUAGUCAAAGAGAGCAAUGACUGGUGGAAAGGAGACUAUGGAGGGAAAGUUCAGUACUACUUCCCAGCAAACUAUGUGGAGGAGGUAUCCGCUGAGAAGAAAGAGAAUCCUGUCAACCCGAUAAUAGAGGAUAAUCCACUUGGAGAGCUGUGUAAAGGAAUAGUGGACCUUUCAAAGUGCACUGUUUCAAAGCAAAUGAAGAAUGGCAUGCCGUUUGCAUUCACUCUACAACCUAACGAGUCGAAAGCCCUGGCCAUUGACUUUGCCACAGAAACAGUGGAGGAGCAGUUUGAGUGGUACAAGAUUGUGUGGGACAUUACACAGAAGGAAAAGAGCAAGCAGUAUAAGAUUAGCCAGAAGAAACAGUGUGAGAAGAAGAGUGAUGUUGCAGUUGAAAUAUCUGACCUUGUAAUCUACUGUCAACCAAGGAGCAAAGACAAGGAUAACUUUACGAGAUACGAUUACAGGGAGAUAAGAUCCUUUGUGGAAAAUAAGGUCCCCAAUGCAAAGGGACAAAAGGCAAAGGACUUUCUCAGGUACAACCACAAGGCACUGAGCAGAAUUUACCCCAAAGGUCAAAGAGUGGACUCCUCAAACUAUGACCCGUACUCUCUCUGGAUGUGUGGAUGUCACAUGGUGGCUCUUAACUUCCAGACACCAGAUAAAUGUAUGCAGUUAAACCAUGCCUUGUUUAGUCAGAAUGGAAGAAGUGGCUAUGUGCUGCAGCCAGAAUUAAUAAGAAGCGAGUACUAUGACCCGUAUCAGGAGAAGAAUGCUGUUAGUCAGAUCAUAACAAUACGAGUUAUUGGUGCCCGGCACCUGCCCAGACAAGGAAGGAGCAUUGCCAGUCCUUUUGUGGAAGUAGAACUGUGCGGAAUUAAUUCAGAAGAAAACAAAUUCAAAACACUUGUGAAAAGUGACAAUGGACUGAACCCAGUCUGGCCAGCCCCACCGGAGCCAGUACAGUUCAUGGUGUGUGAACCUGAGCUGGCAUUUCUCCGUUUUGUGGUGCAUGAGGAGGACAUGUUUAGUGACCCCAAUUUUCUGGCUCAUGCCACUUUCCCUGUCAAAGGCAUCAAGACAGGCUAUAGAUCAGUUCCUUUGAAAAAUGGAUUCAGCGAGGAUAUUGAGCUUGCCUCUCUAUUGGUCUUCAUCGAUAUAAAUCAAGUUGAGAAAGCAGAAGAGGAGCUCUAUUCCUCUUCCGCUCAACUCCGCAAGCGGCAGGCAGUGCUGUCCAACGAGAUGUUUUUGUAUGACACCCACCAGAACUUAUCCAGGGGGCCCUACAACCGUGACGACCUAAUGAAAGAGUUCAGCACCAAUGAGAUCCAGCUACUUAAGAUCCAGGACACUUGUAAACAGAAGAUGAAGGAGAAGAAAAUCAAUAACAGCAAGUUUUACUCAUGAAGAGCUUCUAUUUAAAACAAAAGCCUGAUAAGUCUUUGCAAUUUCAUGUUCCUGGUGGUUUCAACACCUAAAGACAAGCCUUGUGCUUUAAUCAUAGUCUCUUCUGUAAUGGACAGUGAAAAGAAGACAUUUCCCUCUUCUCUAUCCCAAUAGGACUACACAUGGGAGCAAAAGAAACCCUGUGUUCAGUGAUUAUAUUGUUGCAAUGCGGUGCAGUGAUAAUACUGUUCAGUGUGGCCAGUUAGUAAUCAUUGGGUUGUAACUGCUAGCUAUUAUUUCGUGAGAGCUCUGGACUAUCCAGAGUGGAUAUUUGUGGUUAUUUUUUAUGGGGGGGUGGGGUGUUACAGGACAAAAAAUUAUGUGGAAUGCAGAUAAUUUAGCAUUUCAUUCUGGUAGUGUGCGCUGCACAUCUGUGCAUCUUUUUACAAUUAGAAAGGUAUACGGUCCUCCACAAUUUCAUA
Messenger RNA from Polyodon spathula (Mississippi paddlefish), 4395 nucleotides. Its product is annotated as 1-phosphatidylinositol 4,5-bisphosphate phosphodiesterase gamma-2-like. The transcript has 33 exons. Lineage: Eukaryota; Metazoa; Chordata; Actinopteri; Acipenseriformes; Polyodontidae. The record is from RefSeq and is a predicted model, not a curated record. Gene Ontology annotation, biological process: phospholipid catabolic process; phosphatidylinositol-mediated signaling; positive regulation of epithelial cell migration. Gene Ontology annotation, molecular function: phosphatidylinositol-4,5-bisphosphate phospholipase C activity; protein binding. The coding region runs from base 125 to 3934 and encodes 1269 amino acids.